Stomoxys calcitrans (stable fly) is the source of this 642-nucleotide messenger RNA. RefSeq lists its product as uncharacterized. NCBI's taxonomy places the organism in Eukaryota, Metazoa, Arthropoda, Insecta, Diptera, Muscidae. The coding region runs from base 1 to 642 and encodes 213 amino acids. The record is from RefSeq and is a predicted model, not a curated record. The transcript is spliced from 2 exons.
AUGGCAUCAACGGAAGAGCACGCAUUACAAAAAGUCUAUUAUUUAACACAUGAUGCCACCAAAAACUGGCGGAAAUUAUUAAAAUAUGGUGAAACACUCGAUGUGGAUGUAAAGCGAAAAUUACUAUGGAUGUGGCCAACGGAAAAGUGUUUACAAGAGAUCAACGAACUUUUGCAAAAAUUUAAUAUUACAUGCCUACUCAGCAUAGGAUGUGGCAGUGGACUAUUUGAAUGGCUGCUCAAAGAAAGUUCAAAUAUUGAAAUCCAUGGCUUGGAAGUGGAUCGCAAAUGGUGGAGCAGUAGUUAUGCCAUCAAGUCUUUCAUUCAACUUAAAUACAUUGAAGAUAUGUGUUUGACCAAUAAUGAUUAUCUCCAAGAUUGUUGCUCUACAAAUAGUUGGAAUUUUGUUUUGAUGUUUUGUUAUUUUAAUAACCGUCAAGCAUUUUUAGAGUAUUUAAAUUCUUACCAAGGCAAUUGGCUCAUUAUUAUUGGGCCGCUGGAUAAACAAGAAAUAUAUACUGAUCCUUUGCCUUUGGAGCCAAAUUUUCCAAGUGACAUGCUUACAAAGUGGCUUUUAAAAUCCUCAUUGGAAAUGGGAGAAAAUGAUUGUUUAGCUAUAUAUGAAAAAAUUGAAUUAAUUUAG